AUGGAGCUUACCAGUGUGUUAUUGCUAGUGCGAAUAUGUGUGUGCGGGGACGAGGGUACGGGGAAGUCCAGUCUGAUUACGUCUCUUGUCAAGGGGGUCUUUGUAACGAACAAAAUCCAGCCUGUCCUCCCUCAGGUUACCAUCCCCCCAACGAUCGGCACGCCCGAGAGCAUAACCACCACGACCGUCGUCGACACUUCGGCGCUGCCGCAGGAACGAACCAACCUCGCAAAGGAGCUUCGUAAAUCCAACGUCAUACUGCUGGUAUACUCUGACCACUACAGCUAUGAAAGGGUGGCUUUGUUCUGGCUGCCGUACUUUCGGUCCUUGGGGGUGAAUGUGCCAGUCGUGCUCUGCGCCAACAAAUCAGAUUUGUCACUAGACGGUGCCGACCAACAAACGGUGGAGGAUGAAAUGCUGCCGGUGAUGGCGGAGUUCAAAGAGAUCGACUCGUGCAUUCGGAGUAGUGCUCGAGAGCAUCAGAACGUGAACGAGGCGUUUUUUCUGUGCCAAAAGGCCGUCUCGUAUCCAAUCGCACCGUUGUUCGACUCAAAAGAGUCUGUGUUGAAGCCGGCCGCCGUUAAUGCCCUCCAGCGUAUAUUUUAUUUAUGUGAUAAAGACCACGACGGCUAUCUAAGUGAUAGGGAGAUUGAAGCUUUUCAGAUGAAAUGCUUUGCGAAGCCGUUGAAUGAUGAUGAUCUCGCGCAUAUAAAAGAUACAAUUCGACAGGCGCACCCGCCAUCUGUCACUGCAUCAGGUAUAGACUCCCGGGGUUUCUUACAUUUAAACAAGCUUUACGUGGAGAAGGGACGCCAUGAGACAGUCUGGAUCAUACUCAGGGCUUUCCAAUACACAGAUAACUUAUCGCUGCAGGAGAGCUUUUUACACCCUCGACUGGACGUUCCCCCAUUCGCAUCAGCGGAGCUUUCCCCAGAGGGCUACCGAUUCUUCGUCGAUUUGUUUUUGCUCUGCGACAAAGACAAUGAUGGAGGCCUGAAUGACGCAGAGCUUGCUUCCGUCUUUGCGCCAACCCCUGGCCUUCCUAGCUCAUGGGCCGAUGGCUCUUUUCCAUCGUCGACGGUGCGCAACGAAGCCGGCCACGUUACGCUUCAAGGAUGGCUGGCACAAUGGAGUAUGACCACAUUCACAUCGCCAAAGACCACGCUCGAAUACCUUGCGUACUUGGGCUUCGAGUCUACGGACCGUAGUAACCCGCUGACAACAGCCGCGCUGAAAAUCACCACAGCGCGAAAACGCCGCAAGCGGCCAGGGCGAGUCGGCCGCAAUGUCGUCCUGUGCCACGUACUGGGGCCACCAGGGUCUGGCAAGUCUGCGUUACUGGAUGCAUUCCUGUCGCGCGGCUUUAGCCGCACCUACCACCCUACAAUCCAGCCGCGGACAGCGGUCAACACCGUCGAGCUCCCCGGCGGGCGGCAAUGCUACUUGAUCCUCAAUGAGCUUGGGGAGCUAGAGCCAGCCAUACUGGAAAACAAAGCAAAACUCCUCGACCAAUGCGACGUCGUCGCAUACACGUACGAUUCAUCCGAUCCCGACUCCUUUGCUUAUAUCCCCGAUCUCCGGGCCAAAUACCCGCAUCUCGAGGAGCUCCCCAGUGUGUUCAUUGCCCUGAAAGCCGAUCUGGACCGCACGACGCAGCGGGCUGAGCUCCAGCCCGACGAGUACAUCGGCCGGCUGAACAUCUCCAGCCCGCCCUUGCAUGUCAGCGUGACCUGGAAUUCGAUCCAGGAGCUGUUCGUACACAUCGCCGAAGCCGCGAUGGAGCCCAGCACCGCGUUCCCCCGAACAGAAGAGGAUCUGGAAGGAAAAUGGAUGGCAUGGGGGAUCGCGAUCGGGGCCAUUGUAUGUGCCGGGGCUGCGGCUGUGGUUAUCUGGCGCCGCGCGACGGGCAGCGCCGAUUAG
This is a messenger RNA of Ophidiomyces ophidiicola, 1920 nucleotides long. It is a transcript of the gene GEM1, whose product is annotated as ERMES complex Ca(2+)-binding regulatory GTPase gem1. The transcript has a single exon. The coding region runs from base 1 to 1920 and encodes 639 amino acids. Gene Ontology annotation, biological process: regulation of mitochondrion organization; small GTPase-mediated signal transduction; mitochondrion organization. NCBI's taxonomy places the organism in Eukaryota, Fungi, Ascomycota, Eurotiomycetes, Onygenales, Onygenaceae. The record is from RefSeq and is a predicted model, not a curated record. Gene Ontology annotation, molecular function: GTP binding; GTPase activity; calcium ion binding. Gene Ontology annotation, cellular component: mitochondrial outer membrane.